AUGAAACUCAAACUCAAGAACCUAAAUGCGCCUUCUGGCGAUGCGCCGCCCGCCGCACCUCCCCCGGCCGACGCGCCUACACCCGUUUCCGCGAAGCCAGGAGGCCUCAAAAUCAAGUUCAAACCCUCAGGACCCGCGGCUGGUGAGCCUGCCGAUGGCCAGAACGGCGAAGGUGCCAAAGUCAAGCGCAAGUACACCAAGAAGCCCAAACUCGAUGAAAGCGGCAACGUUAUUCCCCCGGGAAAGCCUGGACCCAAGAAGAGGGCACGCGAAGACGGCGACGAUGUCGACUCACCUGCCGCGAAGCGCAAGCCGAAACCCACCGCGAAGAGCCUCGCCAUGGCCAACGACAGCGGCGACGACGACGACGAUUACGCCGCGGUCCAACAACCUCCGCCCCAGCCUAUCAAGUCACACAACCGCACUCAAUCUAUCAAACUCUCGAUCAAACCGAAGGGAAGCAUGACCUCGGCGAGACCAGCCAUUCUGAAGGUCAAAGGCGCAGGAAAGCCGCCAGUCAGACCAUAUGGUGUCGGAUACGACAGCGAGGCAGAAGAGGCGGAACCUGACCCGGCUAUCGAAUCUCAGUUUGUGUUGCGCAUGAAGCCUGGCCCAGACUGCGACUUACUGCGCAAGUCCAUCGAAGAGAAGACUAUCGGCAAGAGUGUGUCACAGGGAGGGCCCGGCGUACACUUCCGAUUCUUUGACCGCGAGGGCCGUCGGGCUAUGCUCACUGUACAAGGCCGCCACUACGCUGCGACUAUGGUCGAGCUGCCCGCAGUUAUAGAGUCACUGAAAAGUUGGAACAAGAAGGACUGGGUCAAGACCGCAGACGUCUGCCAGAUGCUGCUCGUCCUGGACGAAGUUAAGAAUGAAGAGGAAGCGAAGAAGUAUCCGCUUCCAUCCUACAUCUCCCCAGACACGCACCGGUUUCCCCACGGUCUGACGCCACCUAUGAAGUGGGCCCGUAAGCGACGCUUCCGCCCUCGCAAAUCCUACAUCGACGUUGAACGCGCCGAAGCAUCAUUACACCGACUACUGGAAGCUGACGAGCUUGCUGAAUCAACCAAAUAUGAGAUGGUAGACAGUGAGGCCGAGAGCUCAGAGGAGUCAAGUUCUGAGGAAGAGGUCGACGAUGAGGAGAUGGCAGACGCUACCCAAGUGGAGGAAAUGGAUGCCGAUCAACUGGAGCAGAUGCUUGCCGAAGGACUCAUGGACGACGAGGUCGAGUUCCAGGGCGACAACGACCAACUGAAGGCCUUACUCGCAAACAACGACAACGUGCAAGUCGAACAAGCCGACACGCCAACCACCGCUCACGACGUCGCCAUGCACGCUCUCAGCCAGAACGGAAACGUGGUUGUCGAAACCGAGACGGCAGCCUCUACACCCGGAGCCGCAACGUCUGCAGACGACGAUGACGAUGACGACGACGAAGAUUCCGAUGAGGACGUCGAUGAGGUGGACGAAGCCGCCGCAGCAGAGGAACAGCGUCAAGAGCAACUUCGGGGCGAAAUCGCAGAGUUGGAGAGAGCUAUUGUUCAAAGCACAGAAGCACGCGACAGACACACCAACUUCCUCUUCAAGAAGCGCGCACAAACUCAGAUCGACAAGCAGAAGGCGGAUCUUGCAAUCAAGCGUAAGCAGCUUAAUGAGGAGGCUGAUGAGUGA
Alternaria incomplexa is the source of this 1671-nucleotide messenger RNA. RefSeq lists its product as uncharacterized. The record is from RefSeq and is a predicted model, not a curated record. Gene Ontology annotation, molecular function: RNA polymerase II general transcription initiation factor activity. Lineage: Eukaryota; Fungi; Ascomycota; Dothideomycetes; Pleosporales; Pleosporaceae. The transcript has a single exon. Bases 1 to 1671 code for a protein of 556 amino acids. Gene Ontology annotation, biological process: transcription initiation at RNA polymerase II promoter; RNA polymerase II preinitiation complex assembly. Gene Ontology annotation, cellular component: transcription factor TFIID complex.